Xiphophorus couchianus (Monterrey platyfish) is the source of this 3016-nucleotide messenger RNA. RefSeq names its product up-regulator of cell proliferation. Lineage: Eukaryota; Metazoa; Chordata; Actinopteri; Cyprinodontiformes; Poeciliidae. Gene Ontology annotation, molecular function: GTP binding. The transcript is spliced from 5 exons. The record is from RefSeq and is a predicted model, not a curated record. The coding region runs from base 236 to 3016 and encodes 926 amino acids.
UCAUAAAAACCAUGUGAUUUCUUGUAAAGAGCAGGGAGAGAAAACGAAAGUGAAAAAGGUUUUCAGCAGAAUAUAAAAGAACAUCUGAACAGCUGCAGUUCUCCAGUCAUCUUUAGGAGAGCGAAGAGAGAGUAAAAACAUUUUUCUGAAAGACAGUCGGUCCUCGAGCAGAUCUUCUGCAAAGACAAACUUAAACAAUCAGCACAAGUGUGAUGCUAAAGAGUCUGCUAGCACAAUGGAGGGGUGGAGACUUAAACAUGCAUCUGUGCCAAAUAUCGAGGGUGAGAAAGAAGAGGUUCGUACAUCAACAUCUGGGACCAACCUGAAGAGGCUUUUGGAGGAUCUGGGAUUGCAUCAGUUCUACAGGGAUAAGCUGUCACUCAGUAAAAUACUGGAGAUCAAUGAGAAGACCAUCAAUGAUGAGCCUCCAAAGUGUAAAUCUGAUCUUAAAUGGCAUUUUCUCAAGAAACUGAUGAUGGUGAAUGUAACAGCUAGAAAGAUAAAAUCAGUUUCUAUGUCUAACCAAGAUGAUAAAUUAGAACCUGAUGAGUUAAAUUUUGAUGAUCUGCUUGCCAGUCCAAAUAAGGGUGACUCUGUAAAUCCUCUUGAUAUAAUCACUGCUCUCUUCUUGUGUUCUGAUGGGUUUGUUCAGCAAGAGUUAGCUCUAAAAAUGUCCAUGUGUCAGUUCUCUGUUCCUCUGCUGCUUCCUAACUGUGAUACACAGCAGUGCACCCUCAUGCUGUGGGCCAUGAGAGACAUUGUUAAGAAGUACAGACCUUCAGAUCUUUCAGAAUCAAAAGGCUUCAUAGAAGAAAGAAUAGUUCUUUCUGAACUUCCAUUCGUCUCAUUUGUGAGACUGGGUGAGUGCUCUCUGUCCAAAUCAGAGAUCCUCAAUAAACUUCUGAGUAACUCUCAGCAACACCAUGACACCUUUGUUCACCAUGACAUGGAGUCUGGAGACAUUCAGAGAAGAAUAUCCAAUGGACUGACUGAAAUGACCUGGUACCUUCCCUGUGGAAACAAAAACAUGGACAUCUUCAGUGAGCCAGUUGCUAUAGCUAACCUUCGUGGAGACAUUGCUUCAUUUGAAACUCAAUUUUCCUUUUUGUGUCAAACAUCUGCUGCAGUUUUUGUUUUCAUCGAUCAGCUGGACUCUGAGUGCCAAUUACUGACUAACAAAAACCACAAGGCUCAAAUCUUCUUGGUGGGAAACGAACAGAGCAAAACCUUCAGAGUUGAUUUUGUUAAAAAACUGGCAACCAGUCUGGCCUUGACUAAAAAUAAUAUUCUAAUAAAGACAAAACAAACAAAUGAUGCAGAUUUUGUCAUAAAAUUGAGGAAAAGAGUCAGUGAUGUAAUUAAUAACCCACAGAGUAAAAUGUCUGUAGAGCAGAUGGCUGAUGUUGCACAUGAACUGGGAAUCACAGUAGAUGAAGGUUUUUCAAAAUGCAAAACUGGAAAGAUGAAAGCUGAUGAAAUCACUGCAGAGAUUAAAGACAUACUGAAAUACAAAAAAGAUCAACUUCAGUUACAAGGUCAAAUAUGGAAGGAACUUACUUGUUUAGAAAAGGAAGAAUUUCGUCUUCGAAAAGUUGGUUCAGAAAACAUAGAAAAUUACAAAUGUAAACUUCAGAGAGACAGAAAAGAACUGAGGAAAAAGCAAAAUGCUUAUGGGAUGUCCAGGGCAAUGACAAGCUUUAUUAGUGCAAUAUCCAGCCCACUUAGAGAAAGGUGUUAUUUUCUGAAAUGGAUGCAAAUAAACCUCGACAACUUGUCUCGAAUCAAAUUUUCUGGCCUCAGGGAACUUUACAAGGAAAAAUGCAGGGAUUUUGAGAACAAAGAAGAGAUUAAAAAAAUAGACCAACAACUUUCCAGCAGCUCACUGGGAGUUGAGCACUUCUUCCGUGAAAUGGGUCAGAUCUAUGAAGCUUCUCUUUACCUUCCAGAAACAGAUCCAUCACGUCAACAACUGCAACAUCUGCCCAAACUCUGUGCUCAGUUGUUGCUGGAUGGAUUUCCUCUUGAGCUUGUAGAUGGAGAUGCUUCCAACAUUCCUCUCAGAUGGGUGAGUGAUGUUCUCUCUCAGCUCAAUGACUUGGUGUCUCCAAAGAACAAGAUACGGGUCGUCACAGUUCUUAGAGUUCAGGGCACAGGGAAGUCCACUCUCCUUAACACCAUGUUUGGAGUUCAGUUUGCAGUCAGCAGUGGUCGAUGCACUAGAGGUGCCUUCAUGCUGCUCAUCAAAGUCAAUGAAGACUUCAAGAAAGUUCUCAACUGUGACUUCGUGAUGAUCAUCGACACUGAAGGCUUAAAGUCACCAGAGCUAGCACAGCUGGACAACAGCCAUGAGCAUGACAAUGAGCUGGCAACACUUGUUGUUGGUCUGAGUGACAUCACCAUUAUCAAUAUUGCAAUGGAGAAUUCAACAGAGAUGAAAGACAUCCUGCAGAUAGUGGUGCAUGCUUUCCUCAGGAUGAAGGCGGUCGGCAAAAAGCCUCAAUGUCAGUUUGUUCACCAGAACGUUUCUGAUGUUUCAGCUCAUGAGAAGAACCUGAGAGACAGGAAGCUGCUGUUAGAACAGCUGAAUGAGAUGACCCAGGCUGCAGCUAAAAUGGAGAAGAAAGAAAAAUAUAAGAGCUUCACUGAUGUGAUGGAGUAUAAUCCAGACACUGGGAACUGCUACAUUCCUGGACUCUGGAAUGGAAACCCACCAAUGGCCCCAGUCAAUGCAGGAUACAGUGAGACUGUUUAUGAACUCAAGAAAAACAUCAUCCAACAGCUGGGAAAAUGUAGGUCACCUUCUAAUAACAUCAUCCAACAGCUGGGAAAGUAUGAGUCAACUUCUAAUAACAUCUUGGAGUUCAGAGAGUGGAUAACCAGCCUGUGGAACGCAGUAAAACAUGAAAACUUCAUCUUCAGCUUCAGAAACAGCCUGGUGGCUGAUGCUUACAUGAGGCUCUGCACAGAAUACAACCAAUGGGAGUGGGAGUUCAAAAAGGAAAUAGUUGAAAAGUGA